CUCACGAUUCCUCUCCUCUUUUUGUUCAACGACAUACCCUUACCACACUUAUUUGUUAUUCCCUUCGCAAUAAUGGUGUCGGCAAGGUCCACCACCACCUUUCUCCUAGUUUUCAUUUUGCUUCCUCUAAGAUUCUCCAGCGCACACACCCAACACCAAGAAGGUAAGAAGACACUGGUGGUAGCAAAACUUGAAACACCAAGAUGUCCAGUGAACGUAGAGCAGAUUUAUCAUGGUGUUCCUGCAGUUGCUGAGACAAAUCAAGGAAUAAGAUUUCUUCCAGGAAGGAAGAUGAUGUCUAGAGGAGUACUCUCGAAGUUGAAUGUGGUAGAGUCCGAGAAUGGAACUAAUAUGGCAAAGGGCUUAACCACCAAAUGGAAAGCGCUUUGUUUGAUUGGAAACUGCAACCGUGAAAAAGGGAAAAGAAUUUUGGGUCUGAAACAUAAAGACAGUAAAAGGAGCAAUGGGCGUUCUACGAGAGUGAAGAUGUCUGGUUUGGUGCCUCUGAAUGCUGAUUAUUAUGUUCCAAGACCUCACCCACCCAAGAAUAACUGAUUCACGUACAAAGUUUUAAGCAUAUAUAUGUAGUUUGCUUUCGCUUGGUUAGUUAGUUUUUACGUACUUCUAACCAUUUCCUUUGUAUUUGUUCAGUUUUGUAGUGCUUACGUACUGUUUAGGAUAGUCACAAAAGAACAGGUAAUUAUACUUGUACGUAAACUGAGACUUUAAACUGUGAACUCAGCUACUGUUCAAAGAGAGUUCUCUACGAUUUGUUUUUUUUAAAGAAGAACUCUACGUACCGUUUAUAUUAAGAUCUCAUUUAAAUGUUAUUAAUAAAAUUCAU
This is a messenger RNA of Glycine soja, 844 nucleotides long. RefSeq lists its product as uncharacterized. Gene Ontology annotation, biological process: positive regulation of gene expression; cell differentiation; regulation of root meristem growth. Gene Ontology annotation, molecular function: growth factor activity. Bases 73 to 555 code for a protein of 160 amino acids. The transcript has 3 exons. The record is from RefSeq and is a predicted model, not a curated record. NCBI's taxonomy places the organism in Eukaryota, Viridiplantae, Streptophyta, Magnoliopsida, Fabales, Fabaceae.